AAUACGAGCCCUUGGGCGAGCAGCUUCCGCAAAAAACACAGCUCGAAGCACCGAACUAGCUAGUCACCGCUCACAACACCAGUAAGCCAAGCCACGUUACGAUGGCGUCCUUCGCCGGAGCUGCCCGUUUGAUGGCGCUCCUCCAGAUCGCGCUGUUCGUCGUCUCCGCGGUGAUCAUGAGCAGCUCCGUCUGCCAUGCAGUCGGCGGCAUCCGCGUUCGUCCUCUGGACCCUAACCAUCCCGUGUGCCACGGACAGUGCGCACCCGGCGGUGGACCCUACCGUCCGCAGCCAUACCCCCACCGUCCGCGGGGCACCUCCGCCGUACAAUGGAGGGAUCGGACGACCAUGAUGCAUGCCCUCCGCUGUACAAUGGAGGGAUCGGACGACCAUGAUGCAUGCCUUCCUCCAGCAUAGCAGUACAAGCUGCUGCAACAACCUUAUACUAAGCCUAAGUGUAGUAAUAUCCGAUCAUACGAAUAACUUCCGUCUUGUACUCCGAAAAACACAGCAAGUCUGGCCCCCAUGUUAAUGGGUAUGUGAACCUGAAAGUUCGGUUCAGAACUACUCCUAGUAAUAAAGAUGGAUAGUGUAAGUGCAA
Triticum aestivum (bread wheat) is the source of this 600-nucleotide messenger RNA. RefSeq lists its product as uncharacterized. The transcript is spliced from 2 exons. The record is from RefSeq and is a predicted model, not a curated record. Lineage: Eukaryota; Viridiplantae; Streptophyta; Magnoliopsida; Poales; Poaceae. The coding region runs from base 102 to 416 and encodes 104 amino acids.